Anopheles merus is the source of this 1178-nucleotide messenger RNA. RefSeq lists its product as uncharacterized. The record is from RefSeq and is a predicted model, not a curated record. The transcript is spliced from 2 exons. Lineage: Eukaryota; Metazoa; Arthropoda; Insecta; Diptera; Culicidae. Bases 28 to 582 code for a protein of 184 amino acids.
UUGAUAAGCGACGACAAUGGUGACAAUAUGCGGGUUCGCCUAUCAAACGCUUCACCGAGUGAUACAGUACGCAAGAGGUCAAAGCUUGCGUAUCCAACCACAUCCCUGCCGGAUGCACAUGCCACGGUGCCGGCGAAAAAUGAUGCAAUCACUUUUAUUUAUCACCACCUGAUGAUGAAAAUCGGAUCGCCUGGAUCAUCACUACCAAACCCUGGUGUGCCGCUCCAUCCAAAACGAGACUGUGACAGACAUACACCCUCCUUCGGUACACACACGGGGCACCGGGACUGCCGGCAUAAAUUCCAAUCAACACUAUCCCCGCAAAAGUACACACAGAAACACACACACAUGGGCAGUGCAUCCCAAAAGUCAACACAGUACCCGAUGCAUGCCAAAGCAAUCCCGAACACUCCCAUCUUCUUUGCGGGAACGCUCCAAAGUGCCGACCAGUUUUCUUUGUGCCCCGGCACGUAUCUCUCGCUCGCUCGCAAGCCAGCGUAUGAAGCCACAUGCAUAUGGGGAAUUUGCCAUUCGUGUGCUGCACCUCCGGUACGCUGGCACUGGGUGGAAAUGGAUGGCUGAUGUCGCGUUUGCAUUUGGUGUUGGUGCUACCGCUGUCGCUCCAUGGCAAUUCGCUUGGGAAACACAGCUAAGGCUGAACAAACCCCGUUGGAAUCACAGCGGACGGAGAAUGGGAGCGACGGCAAGAAUGAAUGGGUUUCAAUGUUUGCGUUAUCAAUAAAAUACACAAAAACAAAAUCUGAAAUUUAUAUAAAUAUUUCAACAUUAUUUUCCCCUUCCGCCCUGCGCAUUGCUUUCUUGUAGCCGUGCCACCACCGUGUUCGUCGGUGGUUUUUCACACGCCUCCACAUUUAGCACGGGGGAUCCCGGCUCGCCUCGCCACGUUUUGCGGUAAACGCCUUGCUGUCCCAUUCCCGUCCGGAGCUCGGGGGAAGGGUAUUUUCUGCAAACACAGACACCUAUGCCAUUGGCCAGAAGGAAUGGAGCUGGGAGGACAAACACACGCUGCCACUGCUGUGGAGUUGUCGAGCUGAAAUUUAUUCCUCCCUGUUUUGUGGCAUUCUUUCGCCGAAUAUAAAUUUAUAAUCAUAGCGAUAUUCAAAUGUUCUGUUUCGGCAAGCGCGCAUACAUACACAACACACACACACACACACACA